This is a messenger RNA of Prunus armeniaca (apricot), 387 nucleotides long. NCBI's taxonomy places the organism in Eukaryota, Viridiplantae, Streptophyta, Magnoliopsida, Rosales, Rosaceae. The record is from the annotation of a GenBank genome assembly.
AUGCCAGAGAGGCUGGUGGCCCAUUUGAAGAAUAAUCUGGUGGACCUCUUGGCCUUUGACGGGGGGGACUUCCAAGAUUGGAAUGUUGCCAGCCACAGCUCUAAUGGCCAACCUCGACCCCGGACUGGGAAAAUGGCUGCCAAGGAUGGAGCACUUCUUCGGCCAGCAAUGGAAGGAUCAAGGCGUCUACCACUUGAUCAAGCUAUUCGAUCGGCCACUCGUCAUGGACCGGUCGCUCUUGGCCGCGGCCCUAUGCUUCUGGUCGUCGGCCACAAAUACCAUGAACCUUCGGUUUGGCAUGAUGACGCCGACCGUUCUAGACAUGGCCGCCCUAUUCGGCCUCUCCCCCAUUGGCGUGGAAGUAAAUUCCGCUCUGGUGGCCCCUGA